This is a messenger RNA of Alternaria arborescens, 594 nucleotides long. RefSeq lists its product as hypothetical. The record is from RefSeq and is a predicted model, not a curated record. The coding region runs from base 1 to 594 and encodes 197 amino acids. Lineage: Eukaryota; Fungi; Ascomycota; Dothideomycetes; Pleosporales; Pleosporaceae. The transcript has a single exon.
AUGGGAAGCCACCCGCAGUUCGGUGUCCCAUCACCUCUGGGUGUGAACAUGGGUGGUAGUAGGUUAGGCGGCACGGGUGUUAUGGGCUUUAGAAUGGGCUUUGGUGUGGGGUCAGGCAUGAGACUGGGCACAAGAGUGAGUGGGGGCAGACGCAGAAGCACAGGGUUUUCAAGUCAGCCUCCUUUCUUAGGAGACUUGCGGAUGGGCUAUGGUCAGUCUUCGCCAUUCGGCCUCGGCCAAUCACCCCAAUCACACCCAAUAUUUACCAGCCGCCAUCGACAGAACGACCAGCCAUCAUGGCCUCAAGGCCGUCGUGUUCCCUCCCCGACAAGCUUCUUUAGCGACGAUGAGGAUGAUGAGAGCGAUUACGGCUCCUCCACAAUAUAUAACCACCCGAGACGGAGGAGUGUAGGCAUUAGACAGCUUGGGCGGUCACCAUACGAAGCUCGACCUAGGCCAGACUGGAUGCAUAAUUAUAACGAUCGCUACGAGGAGUACGAUGACGAGGAUGAUGAAGAUUAUGAAGAAGGAGAGGAAGACGAGAGCGAUUUUGAAGAUUAUUACACAGUGCGUCGACGACGGCCGAGGUAUUAG